This is a messenger RNA of Coffea eugenioides, 2772 nucleotides long. RefSeq names its product protein FAR1-RELATED SEQUENCE 5-like. Gene Ontology annotation, molecular function: zinc ion binding. The coding region runs from base 1 to 2772 and encodes 923 amino acids. Gene Ontology annotation, biological process: regulation of DNA-templated transcription. The record is from RefSeq and is a predicted model, not a curated record. Lineage: Eukaryota; Viridiplantae; Streptophyta; Magnoliopsida; Gentianales; Rubiaceae. The transcript has 6 exons.
AUGAAUUGGCACGAACCAUCUUGUCUGGAGCAUGCAAAUGAAGAGUUAGAGAGAGAACAACUCACGGGCUCCCGAGAGCAAAAUGGAGAACGAGGAGAAAUGCGAGCAGAAGCUGGAGAAGGAGUAAUGCAAGAAGAGGUGAUGGCCAAUAAUGUUCAAGCUCGUUGCAUAGAUGAUCUGGAAUAUGAUCAAGUAAUGAACAUGACAUUUGACUCAGUGGAAGAUGCAGAGCUUUUCUAUUUCGUGUAUGCUAGAGCAAUGGGUUUUGGCAUAAGAAGAAGUGAUCGAAAAUAUUAUGAUGAUGGGAAGACACGUUAUAGAAAAUGGCUAUGCUGUAGGGAGGGUGAACGUGAAGAGAGAUGGAAAACAAUGGAAAAUCGAAUGAGAGAAGCAAAAGUUGUGACUAGGGUGAAAUGCAAAGCUUGCUUUCGAAUCAAGUAUGAUCUGCCAAGCAGCAAAUUUAUAGUCACUGAAUUUUUAAGGGAGCACAAUCAUACAUUGGCAACGCCCUCAACUGCCAUUUUUCUAAGAGCACAUAGAAAUGUUUCUGAUGCAGACUAUGCUCAUGCAUAUGCAUUGCGAAGGGUCGGGACAAGAACAAGCCAGAUUAUGAAGCUCUUUGCACUGGAGGCAGGUGGCUAUGACAAAGUCAAUUUUCAGAAUAAAGAUCUGUAUAAUAAAAUAGAAAGGGAGCGCAAGAAUGAGAUUAUACAUGGUGAUGCUGAGGGUGCAAUCGCAUAUCUACAAGGAAAAAAGGACUUGGAUAAUGACUUCUGUUACAAGUAUCAUACAGAUUCAGAAAAUAGACUAAUGCGUCUCUUCUGGGCAGAUUCACAGUCCUUAUACGAUUACAAAUGCUUUGGUGAGGUCCUAGUUUUUGAUUCUACGUAUAAGACGAAUGACUACAACCAGCCAUUGGUGGUGUUAUGUGGAGUAAAUAAUCAUUUCUCAACAUGUAUAUUUGCGUGUUGUUUAGUAUCCAAUGAAGAUGAGGAAGCAUUUGACUGGGUCCUUCAAACAUUAGUCGAUGCAAAUGGUGGGAAAAAGCCAAUUUCUAUUAUAACAGAUGGAGACCCAGCUAUGAAAAAAGCCAUCAAGAAUAUAAUACCUGAGGCAAGGCAUAGGCUCUGUUCCUGGCAUCUUCAACGAAAUGCAAAGUACAAUGCAAACAAAGCUUUCAUGAAGCGUUUCUCCUCGUGUAUGCAUAAUAAUUGGUCCCCUCAAAGAUUUGAGCGCGAAUGGGAAAAAGCUGUUAUUGAGUGUGGCAUCCAAGAUAGUGAGUGGGUGAAAUCAGUUUACAAAAAACGUGAUAAAUGGGCCACGGCAUAUCUUCGCGAUCAUUUCUUUGCAGGCAUGAAAAGUACACAGAGAUGUGAGAAAAUGAAUGACGUUUUAAAGAUUCAUUUGACAGGGGAGCUGAAAUUGUUUGAGUUCAUGCGGGCAUUCGAUUUGGGAGUUGCUGCUAUACGGCACGAAGAAAAUAGGCUAAUUGCCGAGACCGAACAAACAAGCCUUCUUCCAACCACUGAUAUGCCUUGGAUAGAGGAGCAUGCAGCAGAAAUAUAUACUAGAAAUAUAUUUUUGAUGGUCCGAAAUGCUAUUAAAGGUCAAGGCAUGUAUAAUAGAUCUGACCUCAUUGAUGAUGGGGUACACAAAAUACAUUUUGUUGAGCACUCACGGGAGAAUGGCAGGUUCAGGGUCCAGCAAACCAUUCUAGGUGGAAUGCUUGCAUGCUCUUGUAUGAUGUUUGAAACCCUUGGCCUUCCAUGCACACAUAUGUUUAGAAUUAUGCUACUUGAAGGGAUAGAAAGAAUCCCUGAUUUCCUCAUAAUGAAGAGAUGGACACGAAAGGCAAGGGAAGAAUUUCAUCGAGGGGCUACAGUAGUGCAAAAUGUAGCAGAUGAUGUGACUGAGCUUGCUAGGUAUGGGAGAUUGAUGGCUGGUUGCAAGCCAAUGUGUCUCUAUGCCUCCAAGACGGAUGUCGGAUAUGAACGCAUACUGAGCAUUAUUGAACGAGAAACACCUGAAGUGAGAAAAUUGAGUGAAAACAGAAGGCCUGCCGAACCUACAUUACGUCAACCCCAACGUAACUAUGGAGUUAAAGACCCAGAACGAGCAAGAUCAAAAGGCAGCCAAAGACAAGAACCUAGGAGAAGGUCAACUGGUAUUCAGUGUGGAAAAUGUGGGAAACGUGAUGGCCAUAACAAAAGGACGUGUCCUUUGAACACCAGCAAUUUAGAUGAUAACUGCUCUUAUGAGGAAACAGACGAGCUUGGUAGUGAUGAACAAUUUGAUGAAGUGCACUACCAACGAGCAGCAUUUGGAGGAAGCAGCAGCAGUAAGCAAACAAGUUUCAAUGAUAUAUCCAGACUGCAAGCUUGUGGUGGAGUCGUUCACACAACUGAUUACAAUCAAUCAUUAAUGGGUAGCUGGUCUAUGCAGCUAUCCACUCAUAUGUCUACUUCUACAGAUGGUGGCAGGAUGAAUGUCGAAAUGCAGCCAAUGACUUGUGAUUUUAGCUCAGAAACACCAACUUUCUGUGAUGCUGGUAGUCAUUCCCUCAUUCCACGGUUUUCAUCUAAGGCGAGUAGCAGUACUGGAAUUCCUUAUGCAUGGAGCUCUGACAGUGGUUAUGAUUUUGAAGGCACCUCGAAUGAUACUUACGGUGUUUACGGCUCCAUAACCACUGCCAGAGAAUGUGUUGUGAAAGCUGGAGCAGAUAAGGUGUUUACUGUGUUUACGGUGGUUAUGCAUGGAGUAGAUAUGUUGUGA